Molecule: messenger RNA, 674 nt
Organism: Arabidopsis thaliana (thale cress)
Lineage: Eukaryota; Viridiplantae; Streptophyta; Magnoliopsida; Brassicales; Brassicaceae
Product: superoxide dismutase 1 copper chaperone-like protein
Exons: 3
Coding region: 72-425 (117 amino acids)
Molecular function (GO): metal ion binding
Source: RefSeq, marked reviewed
AUAAAGUGUUAUAGGCUGUUCAUAAAUUGGUCCAUCUUAUUUUAUUUCUUUGAUAGCUCAAAUUUUAAAAGAUGGGUUGUUCCAUUUCGCUUAACCAACCAGAUACUCCUAAGGAUUUUUCGCAUGUCGAAUUCAAGAUGCCGGAGUGUAGCAUAUGCGAGAGAGCUAUGACUCAUACUAUAUCCAAAUUCAAAGGAGUUACAUUAUGUGUGCCGGAUAAAGAGAACCAAAAGAUUAAGGUCUCUGGAAGUUUUAAUAAGGAGAAGUUGUUGAAAAAAAUCAUGAAAGUUAUUAAAGAAUUGGAGAUUCAUGAUGGGAAAAAUGAAGAGAAAGAUGAAUUAAUUCGGAAGAAACAAGAAGAAACUGAAAUGGCGAAAAUUAUGAUGUUGAAUGAUGAAAAUGCCAACAGAUGUACUAUUUCGUAAAGUGUAGUUUGUUAAAUGGUGAUCGUUUUACAGGUUUUUAGCAUUAAGUUUCAUAUCAUUUUAAAUUCAAAUCAUUUCUUUGGAGGUGGAGAGAUUCUAGAAAGAAAAAAAAAAAAAAAAAAAGGAUUGCAUGAACUAAUAUCUUCACAUUUCUCCCCAUUUUGUAGUUUGCAAAAUUAUUAUGUGUUCACUUUGUUUUUUAGUUGUGUGUUUUAAACUAUUCACAUAUUUUUAAUAAACUAAUUUUCU